CCCUCUAACGGCGGUGGGGACUGUCCCGGGGUGAAUUAUGAGUUCCAGCUAUGUAACACCGAGGACUGCCCCAAACACUUUGAGGACUUCAGGGCCCAGCAGUGCCAGCUACGCAACUCCCACUUUGAGUUCCAGAACACCAAACACCACUGGCUGCCCUAUGAGCACCCUGACUGUGAGUAGUGUGUACUCUUAGAAAAAAGGUUUCUUCAGCUGUCCCCAUAGGAUAACCCUUUCUGUUUCCAGGUAGAACCUUUUUCACAGAACCGAAAAGGGUUCUUCAAAGGGUUCUCCAAUGGGGACAGCUGAAUAACCCGUUUAGGUUUUAGAUAGCACCUUUUUUUCUAAGAGUGUAUGUGUGUGUUUGUUGUGUGUGUUUUUCAUGGAGCACCACUGUGCCUCAUCGUGCCCUGUUAGCCAGCCAUGGAGCACCACUGUGCCUCAUCGUGCCCUAUUAGCCAGCCAUGGAGCACCACUGUGCCUCAUCGUGCCCUGUUAGCCAGCCAUGGAGCACCACUGUGCCUCAUCGUGCCCUGUUAGCCAGCCAUGGAGCACCACUGUGCCUCAUCGUGCCCUAUUAGCCAGCCAUGGAGCACCACUGUGCCUCAUCGUGCCCUGUUAGCCAGCCAUGGAGCACCACUGUGCCUCAUCGUGCCCUAUUAGCCAGCCAUGGAGCACCACUGUGCCUCAUCGUGCCCUGUUAGCCAGCCAUGGAGCACCACUGUGCCUCAUCGUGCCCUGUUAGCCAGCCAUGGAGCACCACUGUGCCUCAUCGUGCCCUAUUAGCCAGCCAUGGAGCACCACUGUGCCUCAUCGUGCCCUGUUAGCCAGCCAUGGAGCACCACUGUGCCUCAUCGUGCCCUGUUAGCCAGCCAUGGAGCACCACUGUGCCUCAUCGUGCCCUAUUAGCCAGCCAUGGAGCACCACUGUGCCUCAUCGUGCCCUGUUAGCCAGCCAUGGAGCACCACUGUGCCUCAUCGUGCCCUGUUAGCCAGCCAUGGAGCACCACUGUGCCUCAUCGUGCCCUGUUAGCCAGCCAUGGAGCACCACUGUGCCUCAUCGUGCCCUGUUAGCCAGCCAUGGAGCACCACUGUGCCUCCUGAAAACACCUCUUUCCACAGAGCUGUGUGUGGUGGGGGGGGGUGCUUGCAUCAAAUCAAAUCAGUGCAGUAGUAUCUAACAAUUCACAACAAUACACACAAAUCUAAAAGUAAAAUAAUGGAAUUAAGAAAUAUAUAAAUAUUAGGACGAGCAAUGUCGGAGUGGCAUUGACUAGAAUACAGUAGAAAAGAAUACAGUAUAUGCAUAUGAGAUGAGUAAAGCAGUAUGUAAAAAUUAUUAAAGUGACUAGUGUUCCAUUAUUAAAGUGGCCAGUGAUUCCAUGUCUAUGUAUAUAGGGCAGCAGCCUCUAAGGUGUAGGGUUGAAUAACCGGGUGUUAGCUGGCUAGUGACAGUGACUAAGUUCAAGGCAGGGUACUGGGUGGAUGCCGGCUAGUGACAGUGACUAAGUUCAGGGCAGGGUACUGGGUGGAUGCCGGCUAGUGACAGUGACUAAGUUCAGGGCAGGGUACUGGGUGGAUGCCGGCUAGUGACAGUGACUAAGUUCAGGGCAGGGUACUGGGUGGAGGCCGGCUAGUGACAGUGACUAAGUUCAGGGCAGGGUACUGGGUGGAGGCCGGCUAGUGACAGUGACUAAGUUCAGGGCAGGGUACUGGGUGGAGGCCGGCUAGUGACAGUGACUAAGUUCAGGGCAGGGUACUGGGUGGUAGCCGGCUAGUGACAGUGACUAAGUUCAGGGCAGGGUACUGGGCGGAGGCCGGCUAGUGACAGUGACUAAGUUCAGGGCAGGGUACUGGGUGGUAGCCGGCUAGUGACAGUGACUAAGUUCAGGGCAGGGUACUGGGAGGAGGCCGGCUAGUGACAGUGACUAAGUUCAGGGCAGGGUACUGGGUGGAGGCCGGCUAGUGACAGUGACUAAGUUCAGGGCAGGGUACUGGGUGGAUGCCGGCUAGUGACAGUGACUAAGUUCAGGGCAGGGUACUGGGUGGAUGCCGGCUAGUGACAGUGACUAAGUUCAGGGCCUCACCCCCAUAAUCAUCCCUCUGGCUAGCUUGGGUUUGUCCUCACCCACCGUAAUCAUCCCUCUGGCUAGCUUGGGUUUGUCCUCACCCCCAGUAAUCAUUCCUCUGGCUAGCUUGGGUUUGUCCUCACCCCCCAUAAUCAUCCCUCUGGCUAGCUUGGGUUUGUACUCACCCCCAUAAUCAUCCCUCUGGCUAGCUUGGGUUUGUACUCACCCCCAAUAAUCAUCCCUCUGGCUAGCUUGGGUUUAUCCUCACCCCCCAUAAUCAUCCCUCUGGCUAGCUUGGGUUUGUACUCACCCCCCAUAAUCAUCCCUCUUGCUAGCUUGGGUUUGUACUCACCCCCCAUAAUCAUCCCUCUUGCUAGCUUGGGUUUGUACUCACCCCCAAUAAUCAUCCCUCUGGCUAGCUUGGGUUUGUACUCACCCCCAAUAAUCAUCCCUUUGGCUAGCUUGUGUUUGUACUCACCCCCCAUAGUCAUCCCUCUGGCUAGCUUGGGUUUGUCCUCACCCCCAAUAAUCAUCCCUCUGGCUAGCUUGGGUUUGUACUCACUCCCCAUAAUCAUCCCUCUGGCUAGCUUGGGUUUUUACUCACCCCCCAUAGUCAUCCCUCUGGCUAGCUUGGGUUUGUACUCACCCCCAAUAAUCAUCCCUCUGGGUAGCUUGGGUUUGUCCUCACCCCCAGUAAUCAUCCCUCUGGCUAGCUUGGGUUUGUACUCACCCCCCAUAAUCAUCCCUCUGGCUAGCUUGGGUUUGUACUCACCCCCCAUAAUCAUCCCUCUUGCUAGCUUGGGUUUGUACUCACCCCCAAUAAUCAUCCCUCUGGCUAGCUUGGGUUUGUCCUCACCCCCCAUAGUCAUUCCUCUGGCUAGCUUGGGUUUGUCCUCACCCCCAGUAAUCAUCCCUCUGGCUAGCUUGGGUUUGUCCUCACCCCCCAUAGUCAUUCCUCUGGCUAGCUUGGGUUUGUCCUCACCCCCAUAAUCAUCCCUCUGGCUAGCUUGGGUUUGUCCUCACCCCCAGUAAUCAUCCCUCUGGCUAGCUUGGGUUAGUCCUCACCCCCCAUAGUCAUUCCUCUGGCUAGCUUGGGUUUGUCCUCACCCCCAUAAUCAUCCCUCUGACUAGCUUGGGUUUAUCCUCACCCCCAAUAAUCAUCCCUCUGGCUAGCUUGGGUUUGUACUCACCCCCAAUAAUCAUCCCUCUGGCUAGCUUGGGUUUGUCCUCACCCCCCGUAAUCAUCCCUCUGGCUAGCUUGGGUUUGUCCUCACCCCCCCUAGUCAUUCCUCUGGCUAGCUUGGGUUUGUCCUCACCCCCAUAAUCAUCCCUCUGGCUAGCUUGGGUUUGUCCUCACCCCCAGUAAUCAUCCCUCUGGCUAGCUUGGGUUUGUCCUCACCCCCCAUAGUCAUUCCUCUGGCUAGCUUGGGUUUGUCCUCACCCCCAUAAUCAUCCCUCUGGCUAGCUUGGGUUUGUCCUCACCCCCCAUAGUCAUUCCUCUGGCUAGCUUGGGUUUGUCCUCACCCCCAUAAUCAUCCCUCUGGCUAGCUUGGGUUUGUCCUCACCCCCAUAAUCAUCCCUCUGGCUAGCUUGGGUUUGUCCUCACCCCCAGUAAUCAUCCCUCUGGCUAGCUUGGGUUUGUCCUCACCCCCUGUAAUCAUCCCUCUGGCUAGCUUGGGUUUGUACUCACCCCCCAUAAUCAUCCCUCUGGCUAGCUUGGGUUUGUCCUCACCCCCAAUAAUCAUCCCUCUGUCUAGCUUAUGUUUGUCCUCAGCCCCCAUAGUCAUCCCUCUGGCUAGCUUGUGUUUGUACUCACCCCCAGUAAUCAUCCCUCUGGCUAGCUUGGGUUUGUCCUCACCCCCAUAAUCAUCCCUCUGGCUAGCUUGGGUUUGUCCUCACCCCCAGUAAUCAUCCCUCUGGCUAGCUUGGGUUUGUACUCACCCCCCAUAAUCAUCCCUCUGGCUAGCUUGGGUUUGUACUCACCCCCCAUAAUCAUCCCUCUGGCUAGCUUGGGUUUGUCCUCACCCCCAGUAAUCAUCCCUCUGGCUAGCUUGGGUUUGUCCUCACCCCCCAUAGUCAUUCCUCUGGCUAGCUUGGGUUUGUCCUCACCCCCAUAAUCAUCCCUCUGGCUAGCUUGGGUUUGUCCUCACCCCCCAUAGUCAUUCCUCUGGCUAGCUUGGGUUUGUCCUCACCCCCAUAAUCAUCCCUCUGGCUAGCUUGGGUUUGUCCUCACCCCCAUAAUCAUCCCUCUGGCUAGCUUGGGUUUGUCCUCACCCCCAGUAAUCAUCCCUCUGGCUAGCUUGGGUUUGUCCUCACCCCCUGUAAUCAUCCCUCUGGCUAGCUUGGGUUUGUACUCACCCCCCAUAAUCAUCCCUCUGGCUAGCUUGGGUUUGUCCUCACCCCCAAUAAUCAUCCCUCUGUCUAGCUUAUGUUUGUCCUCAGCCCCCAUAGUCAUCCCUCUGGCUAGCUUGUGUUUGUACUCACCCCCAGUAAUCAUCCCUCUGGCUAGCUUGGGUUUGUCCUCACCCCCAUAAUCAUCCCUCUGGCUAGCUUGGGUUUGUCCUCACCCCCAGUAAUCAUCCCUCUGGCUAGCUUGGGUUUGUACUCACCCCCCAUAAUCAUCCCUCUGGCUAGCUUGGGUUUGUCCUCACCCCCAGUAAUCAUCCCUCUAUUUAGCUUGGGUUUAUCCUCACCCCCAAUAAUCAUCCCUCUGGCUAGCUUGGGUUUGUCCUCACCCCCAAUAAUCAUACCUCUGGCUCGCUUGGGUUUAUCCUCACCCCCAAUAAUCAUCCCUCUGGCUAGCUUGGGUUUGUACUCACCCCCAAUAAUCAUCCCUCUGGCUAGCUUGGGUUUGUACUCACCCCCCAUAAUCAUCCCUCUGGCUAGCUUGGGUUUGUACUCACCCCCCAUAAUCAUCCCUCUUGCUAGCUUGGGUUUGUACUCACCCCCAAUAAUCAUCCCUCUGGCUAGCUUGGGUUUGUCCUCACCCCCCAUAGUCAUUCCUCUGGCUAGCUUGGGUUUGUCCUCACCCCCAGUAAUCAUCCCUCUGGCUAGCUUGGGUUUGUCCUCACCCCCCAUAGUCAUUCCUCUGGCUAGCUUGGGUUUGUCCUCACCCCCAUAAUCAUCCCUCUGGCUAGCUUGGGUUUGUCCUCACCCCCAGUAAUCAUCCCUCUGGCUAGCUUGGGUUAGUCCUCACCCCCCAUAGUCAUUCCUCUGGCUAGCCUGGGUUUGUCCUCACCCCCAUAAUCAUCCCUCUGACUAGCUUGGGUUUAUCCUCACCCCCAAUAAUCAUCCCUCUGGCUAGCUUGGGUUUGUACUCACCCCCAAUAAUCAUCCCUCUGGCUAGCUUGGGUUUGUCCUCACCCCCCGUAAUCAUCCCUCUGGCUAGCUUGGGUUUGUCCUCACCCCCCCUAGUCAUUCCUCUGGCUAGCUUGGGUUUGUCCUCACCCCCAUAAUCAUCCCUCUGGCUAGCUUGGGUUUGUCCUCACCCCCAGUAAUCAUCCCUCUGGCUAGCUUGGGUUUGUCCUCACCCCCCAUAGUCAUUCCUCUGGCUAGCUUGGGUUUGUCCUCACCCCCAUAAUCAUCCCUCUGGCUAGCUUGGGUUUGUCCUCACCCCCCAUAGUCAUUCCUCUGGCUAGCUUGGGUUUGUCCUCACCCCCAUAAUCAUCCCUCUGGCUAGCUUGGGUUUGUCCUCACCCCCAUAAUCAUCCCUCUGGCUAGCUUGGGUUUGUCCUCACCCCCAGUAAUCAUCCCUCUGGCUAGCUUGGGUUUGUCCUCACCCCCUGUAAUCAUCCCUCUGGCUAGCUUGGGUUUGUACUCACCCCCCAUAAUCAUCCCUCUGGCUAGCUUGGGUUUGUCCUCACCCCCAAUAAUCAUCCCUCUGUCUAGCUUAUGUUUGUCCUCAGCCCCCAUAGUCAUCCCUCUGGCUAGCUUGUGUUUGUACUCACCCCCAGUAAUCAUCCCUCUGGCUAGCUUGGGUUUGUCCUCACCCCCAUAAUCAUCCCUCUGGCUAGCUUGGGUUUGUCCUCACCCCCAGUAAUCAUCCCUCUGGCUAGCUUGGGUUUGUACUCACCCCCCAUAAUCAUCCCUCUGUCUAGCUUGGGUUUGUCCUCACCCCCAGUAAUCAUCCCUCUAUUUAGCUUGGGUUUAUCCUCACCCCCAAUAAUCAUCCCUCUGGCUAGCUUGGGUUUGUACUCACCCCCAGUAAUCAUCCCUCUGGCUAGCUUGGGUUUGUACUCACCCCCCAUAAUCAUCCCUCUGGCUAGCUUGGGUUUGUCCUCACCCCCAGUAAUCAUCCCUCUAUUUAGCUUGGGUUUAUCCUCACCCCCAAUAAUCAUCCCUCUGGCUAGCUUGGGUUUGUCCUCACCCCCAAUAAUCAUACCUCUGGCUCGCUUGGGUUUAUCCUCACCCCCAAUAAUCAUCCCUCUGGCUAGCUUGGGUUUGUACUCACCCCCAAUAAUCAUCCCUCUGGCUAGCUUGGGUUUGUCCUCACCCCCCGUAAUCAUCCCUCUGGCUAGCUUGGGUUUGUCCUCACCCCCCGUAAUCAUCCCUCUGGCUAGCUUGGGUUUGUCCUCACCCCCCAUAAUCAUCCCUCUGGCUAGCUUGGGUUUGUCCUCACCCCCCAUAAUCAUCCCUCUGGCUAGCUUGGGUUUGUCCUCACCCCCCAUAGUCAUUCCUCUGGCUAGCUUGGGUUUGUCCUCACCCCCAGUAAUCAUCCCUCUGGCUAGCUUGGGUUUGUCCUCACCCCCCGUAAUCAUCCCUCUGGCUAGCUUGGGUUUAUCCCCACCCCCCGUAAUCAUCCCUCUGGCUAGCUUGGGUUUGUCCUCACCCCCAGUAAUCAUUUCUCUGGCUAGCUUGGGUUUGUACUCUCCCCCCAUAAUCAUCCCUCUGGCUAGCUUGGGUUUGUACUCACCCCCCAUAAUCAUCCCUCUGGCUAGCUUGGGUUUAUCCUCACCCCCCGUAAUCAUCCCUCUGGCUAGCUUGGGUUUGUCCUCACCCCCAUAAUCAUCCCUCUGUCUAGCUUGGGUUUGUCCUCACCCCCAGUAAUCAUCCCUCUGGCUAGCUUGGGUUUGUCCUCACCCCCAUAAUCAUCCCUCUGUCUAGCUUGGGUUUGUCCUCACCCCCAGUAAUCAUUCCUCUGGCUAGCUUGGGUUUGACAGUGUGUUAUUUAGCUGCUAUUUACUUCAUAAUUAUCUCCAUGAUAAACUCCAAUGGACAGCCUAAAUGACUUCUAAAUGACCUGAUCAAGUUUUAAAUGCUCAAUGAUUAGCCACUACCUUCGAUAUCUUUGGUUUAAUGAAACAACUAUUCAAGUAAACAGUUGGACCAAGGACAUACCAUCUAAAAUACAAUAUACCUGUACUGACAUUGUUUUUAUUGCGGUGUUUCAACCAAUAUGAUACCUGUACUGUGUAUCAGCCAAUUAGAGACCUGUACUGUGUAUCAGCCAAUAACAGACAUAUUGUGUUUCAGCCAAUAAGAGGUGUCAGCUGUACUGUGUUUCAGCCAAUAAGAGGUGUCAGCUGUACUGCGUUUCAGCCAAUAAGAGGUGUCAGCUGUACUGCGUUUCAGCCAAUAAGAGGUGUCAGCUGUACUGUGUUUCAGCCAAUAAGAGGUGUCAGCUGUACUGUGUUUCAGCCAAUAAGAGUUGUCAGCUGUACUGUGUUUCAGCCAAUAAGGGUUGUCAGCUGUACUGUGUUUCAGCCAAUAAGAGGUGUCAGCUGUACUGUGUUUCAGCCAAUAAGAGGUGUCAGCUGUACUGUGUUUCAGCCAAUAAGAGGUGUCAGCUGUACUGUGUUUCAGCCAAUAAGAGGUGUCAGCUGUACUGUGUUUCAGCCAAUAAGAGGUGUCAGCUGUACUGUGUUUCAGCCAAUAAGAGGUGUCAGCUGUACUGUGUUUCAGCCAAUAAGAGGUGUCAGCUGUACUGUGUUUCAGCCAAUAAGAGGUGUCAGCUAUACUGUGUUUCAGCCAAUACGUUUUUUUAUUUUUUUGUUUCACCUUUAUUUAACCAGGUAAGCCAGUUGAGAACAAGUUCUCAUUUACAACUGCGACCUGGCCAAGAUAAAGCAAAGCAGUGCGGUAAAAAACAACAACACAGAGUUACAUAUGGGGUAAAGAAAACAUAAAGUCAAAAAUACAACAGAAAAUAUAUAUACAGUGUGUGCAAAUGUAGCAAGUUAUGGAGGUAAGGCAAUAAAUAGGCCAUAGUGCAAAAUAAUUACUAUUUAGUAUUAACACUGGAAUGAUAGAUGUGCAAGAGAUGAAGUGCAAAUAGAGAUACUGGGGUGCAAAUGAGCAAAAUAAAUAACAAUAUGGGGAUGAGGUAGUUGGGUGGGCUAAUUUCAGAUGGGCUGUGUACAGGUGCAGUGAUCGGUAAGGUGCUCUGACAACUGAUGCUUAAAGUUAGUGAGGGAGAUAAGAGUCUCCAGCUUCAGAGAUUUUUGCAAUUCGUUCCAGUCAUUGGCAGCAGAGAACUGGAAGGAAUGGCGGCCAAAGGAGGUGUUGGCUUUGGGAAUGACCAGUGAGAUAUACCUGCUGGAGCGCAUACUACGGAUGGGUGUUGCUAUGGUAACCAAUGAGCUAAGAUAAGGCGGGAAUUUGCCUAUCAGUGAUUUAUAGAUGGCCUGGAGCCAGUGGGUUUGGCAACGAAUAUGUAGUGAGGACCAGCCAACAAGAGUGUACAGGUCACAGUGGUGGGUAGUAUAUGGGGCUUUGGUGACAAAAUGGAUGGCACUGUGAUAGACUACAUCCAAUUUGCUGAGUAGAGUGUUGGGGGCUAUUUUGUAAUUGACAUCGCCGAAGUCAAUAAGAGGUGUCAGCUGUACUGUGUUUCAGCCAAUAAGAGGUGCCACCUGUACUGUGUUUCAGCCAAUAAGAGGUGCCACCUGUACUGCCAGUCGAAGGAGACCGCUGACGUGGCGUACAUGAAGCAGCUGGUGCAUGAUGGGACACGCUGCUCCUACAAAGACCCCUACAGCAUCUGUGUCAGAGGAGAGUGUGUGGUGAGUAACCUAACGUUACCUAACCUAACGUUACCUAACCUAACCCUAACGUUACCUAACCUAAACCAACCUAACGUUACCUAACCCAACGUAACCUAACGUUACCUAAUCUUAACAUAACCUAACCCAACUGUGUCAGGGGAGAAUGUUAGGUGAGUAACCUAACCUUAACCUAACCCAACCUUAACCCUACAGCAUCUGUCAGGGGAGAGUGUGUUUUGAGAAACAAACAUAAUGUUAGCAUUGACAGUGAAUGUUCUAAAAUAUUAAAUCUCAAAAAGGUUAUGGGUAAAAAGUAGCAGACUUUCAGAUAUUAAUGUUGGAGAUAAAAUUAUAUAUUUGAAGUGAAAGAACCAGCUUAAUGUCUCUCCUUCAGAAUUAGUCUGUCUCUGCACUGAAUGUCAUGUUUUGCAACUAGCUAAUGGUCAAGGGUUUAAACUACAGCUUUAGCCUUGUUACAAAUAUCACUCCUGAUUCCCAAAAACAGACUUGACGAGUCUUGCUUUUCUGUGUGGUUCUGUCUUCCAGAAAGUGGGCUGCGACAAAGAGAUUGGUUCCAACAAGGUCGACGAUAAGUGUGGAGUGUGUGGUGGGGACAAUUCUCACUGUCGCACCGUCAAGGGAACCUUCACACGCACCCCCAAGAAA
Messenger RNA from Coregonus sp. 'balchen', 9717 nucleotides. The record is from the annotation of a GenBank genome assembly. NCBI's taxonomy places the organism in Eukaryota, Metazoa, Chordata, Actinopteri, Salmoniformes, Salmonidae.